This is a messenger RNA of Planococcus citri (citrus mealybug), 2808 nucleotides long. RefSeq lists its product as uncharacterized. The record is from RefSeq and is a predicted model, not a curated record. Lineage: Eukaryota; Metazoa; Arthropoda; Insecta; Hemiptera; Pseudococcidae. The transcript is spliced from 2 exons. Bases 366 to 2675 code for a protein of 769 amino acids.
GAUUUCGAUGAAAAAGUUUUCAGUUUGUAAUCAUAAUUCCUUAAAAGACAUUAAAUCGCAAUAGGUAUUGGAUAAUGUAUUGAAUGAUUUUUUUUUUUUUGAACGCCAAUAAGUACAUUUAAAUAUUUUAGAUAUUUCUAAAACUUAAUGAAAACUGGUCAAAAACUCAAUUCGCAUUCUAUUAUCAUAAACACACAAUCAUAUUGAUUUAAUCAUAUCUCAGAUCACCCAGAACUAAUUUCAUAAUCAUACUUGAGUAAAUUUCAACUCAUAAAAUGAUAAGCUCAUUAAAAUGAAAUAAAAGUAGAAAAAAACUGACUGAACUACCAAGAAGUUUAUUUUUCAACUCCAGAAAAGCCUGUUAGAUGCAAAUAUGGGAAAUGAAGCUACUUCUCUCGCUACUAAUUUCAUUGAAGAUUGAUAACAAACUCCUGAUUUGCAUAAACGCUGAGAGGACAACUUUGGGAAAUUCUAAUUCCUUUGAAAAUACCACGAAAGUGCCAUGUUCUCAGAUAACCAUACACUCUCUCAUUCUAAAUACACAAAAUGUCACUUCAAUCGAGAAGCCAUCUACAGAUACCGCAGCAAAUAUUACUUCCUCCGAAGUGGAAUUUUUAAAUAACACUUCAGCUAUAGCUCAACAAACUUCCACACAAGCAACUCUUGCUUCGGAAAGCCAAAUCACAGUUAUUGGUACAGGAAAUUUGACUACAGGCCUUGAUUCUGCUACAGAUAUCGCUGAAUGUCAUCAUACUAAAUGCAUGUUAAAGCAAAGCAUAGCUAUCACCUCAGCUGUGGAAAUUGCUCAAAAACCCACAACUACUCCAAUACCCAUUUUCACUCAACAGAAUACGACAGGACUUACUCAAAACCCCCAAGCUGAAGAAAUUGCUCAAAAACCCACAACUACUCCAAUACCCAUCUCCAUUCAACAGAAUACCGCAGGACUUACUCAAAACCCCCAACCUGUGGAAAUUUCUCAAAAAACCACAUCUACUCCAAUACCCAUUUCCACUCAACAGAAAACCGCACGACUCACUCCAAAACCCAAUCACCAGACCAAGAAAACGAAUCAAACCCGUCGCACACCUCUCAAAAUCACUCCAUUCCGAAACACAACAGCAAAAGUGACACGUCCCAAACUAGAGAUGAGAAAAGCUUCAAACUUCACGGUUUUUGUAAAGACCCCUCCAACAACAAACACACCUUCACGAAAGACAUACACAUUCAGUCGUUAUAAUUGGUCAAUCAGCAUAACUCAACCAACCACCAAAGAAAUCGAUUUCAGGGAAAGUAUCGAAUUUGGUGAAGAAAGCUUUAAAAAAUUUAUGUUCAGGACAGCAGCCUUUGUAGACAAGAGCUUAAUGAUCAAAGAAUUUCUAGAACACGACAAACAGGUAAUUCUGAUCACAAGACCUGUACUUUGGGGUAAGAGUUUGAACUUAAACAUGUUAAGAAAAUUCUUCGAGAUCGAGGUCGACGACCAGGGGAACAUUUUACCAGAAGAAAAUCGAGUAAAUCGAAAGAUAUUUUGUGGCGGGCAAGUUUACGUGAAUGAUUCGCUAGUGAAAUCCUUCCAGCCUCUGAAGAUCUCCAAUUUUUCCAGUCCAAUGAAGUAUCAGGGGAAACAUCCUGUAGUACAGCUUAAUUAUCAUUUUAUACAGAAUGGAAACUUUGAAGAGGUGAAAGCGAUCAUGACGUAUGAAGUAAUCAAAUCGUAUAAAAGACAUUUCUACCUCGACAGUUACUUCAAAAAGAAUCCGCAAUUUUUAGACGAAUCUGAAAAGUCUCAAUUGGAGAGAUACUCCAAAGGUAAUCUUACAGAAAGCGAUCUCGUCAACAGUUUGUGUUUUUUAAGUCACCUUCUUUACAAAUACUUCAAUGAAACGGUGUUCAUAUUAAUCGACGAAUACGAUACUCCGCUUAGAGGUGCAUUCCUUCAUUCAUCUGAUAAUCCUGACAAUCUGGAAAAAGUGCUUAAAUUUUAUCGAGAAUUAUACACUGCUGCUUUCAAAAACAACCCUUGCUUAGCCAAAGGAUUCCUCACAGGUAAGCUCAGGAUAUCUAAUUCGAAUCUGUUCGUCAACUUGGAUAACGUGGCUGAGUACACUUUGCUUGAUCACGAGUUCAGCCAAUUCUAUGGAUUUACUGAACAGGAAGUUGACCAAUUAGUGGGACCAUCAUUAGGGACAGAAUUACUACAUCAAAUGAAGGCUUACUACAAAGGGUAUAAUUAUGGAGGGCAAAUGAUGUAUAAUCCGUGGUCGAUUAAACAAUGCAUUGAAAACGACUACAAAAUUGAACAUUAUUGGUUAGGAAGUCAACUUCUGUUUCCUGUCCAUAGACAAAGUUUUUCGCUUGAUCACAUUGAACCAGAUGUAAGAUCGUUAUUGGAAGGCGGUUGCGUUGAAAUUCCUAUUAGAAAUGAAGUCAGCUUUGAUAAUUUAACGGAUAGAAGAAACUUUUUCAAUUUUAUUCUCUUCACUGGAUAUCUGAGUCCGGGUGUCAAGUAUCCAAAUGGAACGUAUCAGUUGGUGAAACCAAAUACCGAAUCGAUGUUGUAUUACGAGAUCGUAUUGCACGGUUGGUUGAAGCCUACGACGUGGGGACUCCAUUUUUCAAAAUCCAAAAACCUAGCAAAUGUCUCCUCCUUUUCAGAAGAAAUGAAUUCGUGACGAAAGGGAAUUUUAUAUUUGAGAGACCUGCCAUAUUUUUAUUCUUUUUUUGUAACUUGUCCAAUUAUUUCAGAAGUUGGCUAUUCUGCUAGUUUUUCACUACAAUAAAAUCCUCUCUAGUCUGAAUAACUCU